Molecule: messenger RNA, 3263 nt
Organism: Antechinus flavipes (yellow-footed antechinus)
Lineage: Eukaryota; Metazoa; Chordata; Mammalia; Dasyuromorphia; Dasyuridae
Gene: RBM12
Product: RNA binding motif protein 12
Exons: 2
Coding region: 108-2747 (879 amino acids)
Biological process (GO): regulation of RNA splicing
Cellular component (GO): ribonucleoprotein complex; nucleoplasm
Molecular function (GO): RNA binding
Source: RefSeq, a predicted model, not a curated record
UCUAAAAGUUGGUUUUAAUUGGUUGCCCACAGGAUUGACUUGGCCUCUGCUACUUGUUAAGAAAAUACAUCUGUUGUUUUUUCAGGUGUGUGUUAUUUCAGCGCAGCAUGGCUGUGGUCAUCCGUUUGCAAGGUCUCCCAAUUGUGGCGGGGACCAUGGACAUUCGCCACUUCUUCUCUGGAUUGACCAUUCCUGAUGGGGGCGUGCAUAUUGUAGGGGGUGAACUGGGUGAGGCUUUCAUCGUUUUUGCCACUGAUGAAGAUGCAAGGCUUGGUAUGAUGCGCACAGGUGGUACUAUUAAAGGGUCAAAAGUAACACUAUUGUUGAGUAGUAAAACUGAAAUGCAAAAUAUGAUUGAACUCAGUCGUAGACGUUUUGAAACUGCCAACUUAGAUAUGCCACCAGCAAAUGCUAGCCGGUCAGGCCCACCUCCUAGUUCAGGCAUGAGUGGCAGGGUAAAUUUACCCACCACAGUUCCCAAUUUUAAUAAUCCUUCUCCCAGUGUGGUUACUGCAGCCACGUCUGUGCAUGAAAGCAACAAAAACAUCCCUACAUUUUCCACAGCCAACAUAGGAACAGCUCCUCCAAAUAUUGGGGCUUCCUUUGGGAGCCCAACAUUUAGUUCAACUUUACCUAGCACAGCGUCCUCCAUGAGCACAGUCCCACCUCCCCCAAUUCCUCCAAUACCAGCAAUGCCCUCCUUGCCUCCAAUGCCAUCUAUUCCUCCAAUACCUGUUCCUCCUCCUGUACCUACACUGCCUCCUGUGCCUCCCGUACCCCCGAUACCUCCUGUUCCUCCAGUGCCACCCAUGAGCCCUAUGCCACCUCUGUCAGGAAUGCCUCCUUUGAAUCCACCACCAGUGGCACCCAUACCUACUGGGAUGAAUGGAUCUGGAGCAGCACUGAAUCUGAACAGUAACCUGAACCCAAUGUUUUUGGGUCCUUUGAAUCCUGUUAAUCCUAUUCAAAUGAACUCUCAAAGUAGUCUGAAGCCACUUCCCAUCAACCCUGAUGAUCUGUAUGUCAGUGUCCAUGGGAUGCCCUUUUCUGCAAUGGAAACUGAUGUCAAAGACUUUUUCCAUGGGCUUCGUGUAGAUGCAGUGCAUUUGUUGAAAGAUCAUGUAGGCCGAAAUAAUGGGAAUGGAUUAGUUAAGUUUUUCUCCCCUCAAGAUACAUUUGAAGCACUGAAAAGAAACAGAAUGCUGAUGAUUCAACGCUAUGUUGAAGUCAGCCCGGCCACAGAAAGACAGUGGGUAGCUGCUGGAGGCCAUAUCACUUUCAAGCAAAGCAUGGGACCUUCUGGACAGACACACCCCCCUCCUCAGACACUCGUCAGGUCAAAGUCGCCUAGUGGGCAGAAAAGGUCAAGAUCGAGAUCUCCACAUGAGCCUGGUUUUUGUGUGUAUUUGAAAGGUCUACCCUUUGAAGCAGAAAACAAACAUGUUAUUGAUUUCUUUAAAAAGCUAGAUAUUGUGGAAGAUAGUAUUUAUAUUGCUUAUGGACCCAAUGGGAAAGCAACAGGUGAAGGUUUUGUAGAAUUCAGGAGCGAGUCUGACUACAAGGCAGCUUUGUGUCGUCAUAAGCAAUACAUGGGGAAUCGCUUUAUUCAGGUUCACCCAAUAACUAAAAAGGGAAUGUUAGAAAAGAUAGACAUGAUUCGGAAGAGGUUACAGAACUUCAGUUAUGAUCAGAGAGAGAUUAUUUUAAAUACUGAGGGAGAUAGUUCACCAAAAUUAUGUGCACAUAUAUCAAAUAUUCCAUUCAACAUUACCAAGAUGGAUAUUCUACAGUUUUUAGAGGAAAUUCCAGUGGAUGAAAAUGCUGUACAUAUUCUUGUUGAUAACACUGGGCAAGGGUUAGGACAAGCAUUGGUUCAGUUUAAAACUGAAGAUGAUGCACAUAAAGCUGAACGCUUACACCGUAAAAAACUUAAUGGGAGAGAAGCUUUAUUGCAUGUAAUUACCUUAGAGGACAUGAGGGAAAUUGAAAAAAAUCCUCCAUCUCAAGUGAAAAAAGGGUUAAAAAUUCCAUUGCCAGGUAAUGCCCCAGUGCCAGGAAUGCCAAAUGCUGGAGGUGAUGAGCAUGCUUUCCUGACUGUAGGCUCAAAAGAAGCAAACAAUGGCCCUCCAUUUAAUUUUCCCAGUAACUUUAGUGGGUCAAAUGCCUUUGGCCCACCACUUCCACCACCAGGAUUAGGAGGGGCCUUUGGAGAUGCCCGACCUGGAAUACCUUCUGUUGGAAAUAGUGGUUUGCCUGGUUUAGGUAUUGAUGUUCAGGGUUUUGGAAGUGGUCCCAAUAAUUUAAGUGGACCUUCAGCUUUUGGAGGGGCCCCUCAGAAUUUUGGAAAUGGACCUGGUACCUUGAGUGGCCCCCCAAGUUUUGGAGGUGGUCCACCGGGUCUUGGUAGUGCUGCUGGACAUUUGAGUGGGCCACCAAACUUUGGUCCAGGGCCUGGAGCACUUCAUAUUGGGGGACCCCCUGGAUUUGGAACAACUUCUGGAAAACCAGGCCCAACAGUUAUUAAAGUUCAAAAUAUGCCCUUCACUGUUUCUGUUGAUGAAAUUUUAGAUUUCUUUUAUGGCUAUCAAGUGAUCCCAGGCUCGGUGUGUUUAAAAUAUAAUGAAAAAGGCAUGCCCACAGGUGAAGCAAUGGUUGCAUUCGAGUCUCGUGAUGAAGCCAUGGCAGCUGUUGUUGAUCUAAAUGACAGACCUAUAGGUUCAAGAAAAGUCAAACUUGUAUUAGGGUAGCUGUUCAUGUAAACUGUUUGUAGGCUAGAUCUUCAUAGUGCUGUGAUUAAUGCAUCAAGAUUGUUUUCCUAGUAUUUCCAGGUUAGAACCUGUGGAUUUGUUUAAAUUGCAAAUAGAUUGGUUUCAGUAAGACUGAGAGCACUGGUUGACUGUUUACAGAAUUGCUGCAAGGAUAAAUGUUGCUGUAUGUUCCAGUAGAGCUGUAAUGGGAGAACAGAAAAUUAAUUUUGGCUCACUUUUAGAGAAACUAUUUGUUAAAACUCAAAUGACCAUAUAAUGCUUAUCAAGGAGUCUAGAUUGGUUUUAUACCAUUUGGGAUGAAGAAAAUAGAAAUGUAUUAAGAUUAAGUCAGCAAAGCUCUUGAUGGGUGCUAUUGCAAGCCAUUGUAAAAUAGAAGUUGGCUAUUUAGAUUUUUUUUGGUUCAAAGCUGGACAGAUUUGCUUUGUUAUAGGGUCAAAGCUUUGUCUAAAGUCCUAAUUUUCUUUUGCAACUGAAUAAAAUCUCUGUGUAUACAGA